AUGGAAUCGAUCGACCUUGGAUUUUUAGAAGAAACAGAUAUUCAAAUAAAAACGGAAAAAGACUUCGAUAUUUUGUAUGAAAUGGCUACUAAAAAGUGUUUAAGGAUAGAAAUUGAUUUGUACACACUUCCCGAAGACUUAACAAAAUGUGACAAAUGGAAAUUGCCACCAAUGUUAAAAGAAGAAGUGGAAAGAAUGAAGAAAUGGCGUCAAAACAACAAAGAUAUAAUCGAACUAAUUAAAAAAGAAAAUCAAAGCGAAGCUACAAAAGCUGUACCUGUAAAAAUGACUUUAGAAGAUCGUAAACAUGUCGCUAAUUGUGUUAAUUAUGGCCAUUUCGACAAUGCUACAAUUUUGGACGUUGAUAUACAAAAUCCGAAUGAUGACACUGAGAUAUCGAAAAACACGUUCAUUUAUCUUUUAAAAGAAAGAGUCAAUGCAAGAGGAUGA
Messenger RNA from Entamoeba invadens IP1, 450 nucleotides. RefSeq lists its product as hypothetical. The transcript has a single exon. NCBI's taxonomy places the organism in Eukaryota, Evosea, Mastigamoebida, Endamoebidae. The coding region runs from base 1 to 450 and encodes 149 amino acids. The record is from RefSeq and is a predicted model, not a curated record.